This is a messenger RNA of Trichomonas vaginalis G3, 477 nucleotides long. RefSeq lists its product as uncharacterized. The transcript has a single exon. The record is from RefSeq and is a predicted model, not a curated record. Lineage: Eukaryota; Parabasalia; Trichomonadida; Trichomonadidae. Bases 1 to 477 code for a protein of 158 amino acids.
AUGGCUCAGGUAGCUCUAUCAGGUAAAUUGUCUUGUCCGAGUCCUUCUGGCAUUCCGAGUCCUUCCUUCUGGCAUUCCGAGUCCUUCCUUCUGGCAUUCCGAGUCCUUCCUUCUGGCAUUCCGAGUCCUUCCUUCCGACAGAAAAAGUUUUUCCUUCUGGCAUUCCGAGUCCUUCCUUCCGACAGGAAAAGUUUUUCUUUCCGACAGGAAAAAUUUUUUCUGUUGUCCGUCCGUAAACCAUUCAAAUUUUCGAAAAUUGAGAACUUUUUGGCCGACCUUCAGAAAAAGUUUUUCCUUCCGACAGGAAAAGUUUUUCUUUCCGACAGGAAAAGUUUUUCUUUCCGACAGGAAAAGUUUUUCUUUCCGACAUUCCGAGUCCUUCCUUCCGACAGGACACAAACGAAUGUCCGACGUACCACCAACCGAGUCCAUUCCAAAGCCAGAAGAACCGACAGCCCCAGCACCACAACAGACUAA